Eremomyces bilateralis CBS 781.70 is the source of this 361-nucleotide messenger RNA. RefSeq lists its product as uncharacterized. The transcript has a single exon. The coding region runs from base 60 to 257 and encodes 65 amino acids. The record is from RefSeq and is a predicted model, not a curated record. Lineage: Eukaryota; Fungi; Ascomycota; Dothideomycetes; Eremomycetales; Eremomycetaceae.
CCAAAGAGCCGAGAAACCCUAAAGCAGCAGUCUUCCUUAUACACUGUGAGAAUAAACCGAUGACCACUUCCGUUUUUGCCCGUCAAAGUCGGUUUGGCCCCGUUUCUUACACCUGCCGUCUUGCUGUUGGCUUUGUUGUCGAUUGCGUUGUGUGCACAUGUGGCGGUGGUGGCGGGGUCUGGAUGUCGUCGCGAAAGAGGGAGGGAGUUGCGAAUGCACCACGAAUUGUUGACAGCGCUUCGGUAGAUCCACGCUAACUGAUCGUCUCUCCAUAGGCUAUUGACGGAGUCGGGCUUCCUUUAAAAGGUGCCCACGUCGAGGCGUUGGCGAUUGGCAUGAUUACGAUGUCCGCGGACCGGGU